AUGUGAGUCAGCCCUCUCCCUCUUCCUGUAAGUCCACCCACUGGCUGGAUUUGGGGAUUUCUUUGGAAAACAGAUGCUCAGGGAGAGAAGCAGCUCUAUCAGAGACAACAAGGCUCACAAUGGGACACUAUGAAAGGCGUCGGAAUGUGUAACCCAAACAAUGCCUCUCUGAACCAAGCGCUCUCUUCUAAUCUCCCUGGGUGACGGGUUCCUGAGAACAACAAUUGCUGAAACACUUUAGAAGAGAAGAUCUGGGCAGGAACCAAUGGAGCAGCUUAUUAGAUAUCCCCAGGAACUAAAAUUCCUUCUAAUUGUACUAAUGCUUGGAAUACAGCAUUGCCAAGGAGCUAAAGUAUCAUUUACACCACUGAAUCUGGAAUUGUUCAUUGAAUCGUACCACCAGCGUUUGUCUGUAAGGUGGAGCAUUAGUGAGAGUGGCUCUUUGUCUGGCUCCGACAUCAUUUUUCACAUACAAGUUAGUCGAGAGACACAAAUGAAUAUCAUCAGGAACGAGACUUACAUAUCAAAGAAUUUGAAUGCUGACAAUCAGUUUACAUGGUCCUGGGAUUCUGAUGUUCCUUUAGAAUGUUACACUCACUUUGUGCGCAUCAGAGGUGCCCCAUCUGGAGACGAAUUUCCUGAAUGGAGUCCGUGGAGCCAAUGGAAAGGAAAAGAAAACCAGAGAGCAAAGCCUUACAUCUUCCCGCAUGAAAAAAUAGUUCAGGAAGGAUUCAGUGUCCGAUUUUGCUGCAUUCCGGGCAAAGAUCAAAAGGUUGCACAGUUGUUUUAUAGACAACCCUUGUACAAUGCACCUGCCAACAGCAAUGGCACCGUUGAGAUUGUCGUGCACAAUGUAUCCAGCACUAAUGCAGGUGGAGCAAAUGUUAUCUGCACCACAACCGAUGGGACCCAUAGAAUCAUGCAUGGAACUGUCCUCUUUGUCACCAAACCACCGGAUGAACCCAAAAACAUGUCCUGUGAAACACAAGAUUUAAAGACAUUAAUUUGCAGCUGGAACCCUGGAGAAAAAUCCAACUUGGAUGAAGAGCGUGCUCCUAAAUACAAUCUGCAUGAGAGGUUUUCCAACCAAAUACAAUUAUGUUCCAGAAACGAGUGCACUUGGCCCAUUGAGAAGAACCAGAAGAUAUAUAACUUUACUUUGGUUGCCGAGAACCAGCUGGGAAUGAAGAGCGUUAGUAUUGUGGUAGAUGCAGCACAAAGUGUUCAUCCACUGGCUCCAACAGACUUAGAAUUACAGCGUAUAAAUGCCACAAAUGCCGAGUUCAAAUGGACGUUGAAAGCAGAUUAUACAGGUCUUCUCUUAAUAUGCCAAACUGAACUUCAGAUGAACAAUCGGCAUACUGAAUGGAGAAACAUCACAGUUAUGGGUAAAGCAUCAACCUCUUUUUACACCAUCGUCCUUGACAGCCUGCAGCCAUAUACCAAUUAUACCAUGAGAUUGCGUUGUAUGGCGGCAACACACUUGUCUACAUGGAGUGACUGGAGUGAGCAGCUUGAACUCAGGACUCAUGAAGAUGUGCCAACAGCAGAACUUGACAUCUGGAGAGAAGUGAAGAGCUCUCAGAAUGGUAGAACUGUGACUCUUUAUUGGAGGCCUCUCUCUGAAAUCCAUGCCAAUGGAUGUAUCGUUCGAUACAACGUUACCUGGAGACGACUCUACGAUCGAUCUUUAUAUCAAAGCACAGUUGUCCAUCCACCACAUAACAGCACCCAGUUAUCGAUUGAUGGACAGGCUUAUGUGAUCCACAUUACGGCCCAGAAUGGAGCCGGCAGUUCACUGCCUUCAGAGAUAAGAAUAAUGAAAAAUGAUGAAAUUCAUGACAACUGGCAAGAAGGAAGAGUAAAUGGCAAAGAUGGGGGCAUUUACGUAUCAUGGAAGCCUCACCCUGCUAAUUAUCAUGGAUACGUUGUGGAAUGGUGCAACUUUCCUAAAUCUCAACAUUGUGAUCUUCAGUGGAAGAAAUUCAAUUCCAGUGUUGCUAGUGAUGUCAUAAAAUCUGGUGCCUUUCAUCCAGGCGUGAGAUAUACCUUCAGGAUUUUUGGAUCAAACGAAGAAGGGGAACAUUUUCUGGAAAAGAAGUCUGGAUAUAUAAAGGAACAGGCGUGUUCCAUGACGAUGACUAUAACGAUCGACGGAAUCAAAGCAGACAUGGUGCACCUGACGUGGGAUCCGUAUCACCGUGAUGUCUGCCAAGAAGGAUUUAUUACUCACUACAGAAUUUACUUAAAAAGCCCUGAAGGAACCUGUGGGAUGAAAGGUUCAACUGAACUCACUCUUACAGACGGGAAGAGCGUGUGUAUGAUUUCUAUCAAUGAUACUGAAAAGAAGAGCUUUUCUAUAAACGCCUUGAAACCAAACACAAAGUAUGAAAUCGCUAUGGUGGCCUCAACUGGCGGUGGAGAAAGUCCUCUUGUAUUUACUAAAGUCACAACUCAGCCAGACACAGAAGCAGUGAUUAUUGCCAUAGCCCUGCCGGUGAUUAUUGUGUCCAUCAUGUUGCUACAGCUGCUGCUCCUGGGGUGCUGGAAGAGGCAAUGGAUAAAGAACACGUGUUAUCCAGAUAUACCUGAUCCAAAUAAGAGUAAUGUCCUCUCUUUUUCAACCCAUAAGAAAGAUGAAGAAAAAGUGAUGGUGCCAAAAAACUGCGUCACUCAAAAAAUUGAAAUAAUGAAUCAGCAGGAACUGAGCAACGCCCUGAAGAAGGAGAGCGAGAAAGAGUCGAAUUGCUGGCGUGAAGCGAAGGACUGCGUCAAUUUUGGCAGCUCCCUGGAUGAUCUAAAAUGUACUGGCCCUUCAUAUCAAGCCUUUGAGGAUCCCAUCAAUCAGACUCAAUCAAGCAUCUAUUUGGAGUUCUUCAAAAGGGACUAUUGCGGCACUCCAGAAGAUGCUUCCGAAAUCCUAAUGAGUGAGAGCUAUCUGCCGCAAACAGAGAUCCAGACAACGGUGAUUCCAAAAUGAUCAUCAGUUCCUCUACAGAUGACUAAGCCACCGGCACAAGGAUUUACUGCACUUCGAAACCUUCUGAUAAACAGAGAACAAAAUCCCUAAACUCUACUGAGCUUAUUUAGGGAUGGGGGGUUGUUUACUUUUCUGGUCACCAAGACUGGAACAUCAUAGGCAGGUGUUAUUUGGGCACCCCUAGUUUAAACCUGGAGUGACAUGAGUGCAGCCAUGAUAGUGGGGGAUAGUGGUGCCCAAGCAACGUAAAGUAGGAAAUGCUACGCAAUCUUUGCACUUUUUUGCCAUUUACCCCGCAUAUCUUUCUUUGAGUCAAAGGUAGGGCCGUAUUUCUGCCUGUGCCUAGGGUGGCGCAAUUUUGGGGGCAGCCCUCGGGGUGCUUAAUUUUUUUUUCUUUUAAACCCUCCCUACCCUCGGACCUAAAAACAGCCCUGGUCACAGAUAUUAGCCAAAGAGAAAUACACAUCAGGACAUUUGUUACAUUUAUUGGCGUUAUAUUGAGAGGGAGGGAUUACACGGAAGCACAGCAUUAAGGGUAAAAUAAAGCUUAAUUUAUACACAUAAUUAUGUAUGGGAUAAGGAAUCACACGGGUUGCCACCUUUUCUGGAAAAUAAUACCGGCCUUCCUAUAUAUCUAUCUUUUUUCCCGAUUAAUAACAUUGGGAUCAACCAUUAUUUUUAACGGCCAGGCCAGGUGGCAACCCUAAUUGCUCGGCAGCUUAUUGGUUUGUGUAUGGCCAAUAUCAAUCCGUCAGGCAAUGGCAUCAUCAUCCUCUCCUGCUGGAUCUUCAUAUACUUCCCUCAUGGGAUCCAGAGUAUUUGUUCUGGGACCCAAAACACUGCAUCAGCUGAAACGGACAAGGCUACCAAGGAGAGUGUGUGGCUAGCUAUGCCUGCAGUUCAACUCCUGAUGAAACAGACCUGGGUGUUUAUUGCAGGAAAUUUAGAAUGUAAGCUCUGCUGGGGCAGGGAUUUUGCAGUAUAGAAUUUUGGAUUAUAUAAAGCAAUAGAAUUGGAGGAAUUUUUAAUAGAAGUUUUUGUAGUUUUGCAUAUCCAUGUAUUGCUUCUAUAAUAGAUGGCCUUUAAGUACAAGUAAACCUUAAAAAUAAGUGAAUGCAAAAUUAAGGAGGGUGCUAUUUUAAGCACUUUUGCAAUUU
This is a messenger RNA of Xenopus laevis (African clawed frog), 4137 nucleotides long. RefSeq names its product oncostatin-M-specific receptor subunit beta (gene osmr.L). Lineage: Eukaryota; Metazoa; Chordata; Amphibia; Anura; Pipidae. The record is from RefSeq and is a predicted model, not a curated record. The transcript is spliced from 18 exons. The coding region runs from base 266 to 2980 and encodes 904 amino acids.